Dictyostelium purpureum is the source of this 816-nucleotide messenger RNA. RefSeq lists its product as uncharacterized. Lineage: Eukaryota; Evosea; Eumycetozoa; Dictyosteliales; Dictyosteliaceae. The record is from RefSeq and is a predicted model, not a curated record. The transcript has a single exon. Bases 1 to 816 code for a protein of 271 amino acids.
AUGAUUAAAUUUAAAAAUUAUUUUUCUUUUUAUAUUUUUAUUAUUAUAAUUUUUUUAAAUUCAAAUUUAAUUUAUUCAAUAAAUUAUAAUAACAAUAAUAGUAAUAAAAAUGAUAUAAAUAUAAAUAAUUUUAAUAAUGAAAUUAAUUAUAAUAUCAAUAAUAAUAAUAAUAAUAACUAUUUAUUAUUUAAACCAUAUAACAAUGAUAAAAACUGUUUAGAUAAAAACUAUGGUGGUUUGGGCAUGAUUAUUUUAGGUAAUAAAACAUGCAUUUCAAAUAAUGGUAUCAGCAUAACAGUUCAACUUCAAACCAAUUUACAAUCAUUUGUUUUGUGUAAAUAUAGUAAUAAUAAUUGUAAGAAUUUAAUAGCAUGCGAAAAGCUAAUGGUGGAGAACCAAUGUCUAGAUGCAUUCACCUCAGCAAUGUUUAUAAACUCACAGCCCAUUCCAUCCUCAUAUACUAGAGUAUACGUAAUAGAUCCAAUUAACAACUCAACCUAUUUCAACCGUAGCGAAUCAAACUAUGGGUACCAUUUCAAGCAAUACUAUACACCAUCAUCUUCUUCACCACAAACUUGCAAUUUAAACCAACUACAAUUCACACAAUUUAUAACCGAUGAUUUUUACAAUCCAAAUCAAGCCAAUCCUUUUUUAUCUCAAACUUUUAAAUGUAACAAUAAUUUUAUACCAGAAAUGAUCAUUGGAGAACAAUCAUCAUCAUCAUCCUCAAUAUCAGAAAAUAUAAUUUAUCUUAACCAAACUUGUAAAAACUCAAAUAACUAUAGCAAUCAAUUUAAUUAUGAAAUUACUUGUUAA